This is a messenger RNA of Mytilus trossulus (common blue mussel), 3225 nucleotides long. Its product is annotated as ethanolaminephosphotransferase 1-like. Gene Ontology annotation, cellular component: endoplasmic reticulum membrane; Golgi apparatus. The transcript is spliced from 9 exons. Gene Ontology annotation, biological process: phosphatidylethanolamine biosynthetic process. The coding region runs from base 122 to 1288 and encodes 388 amino acids. Gene Ontology annotation, molecular function: ethanolaminephosphotransferase activity. The record is from RefSeq and is a predicted model, not a curated record. Lineage: Eukaryota; Metazoa; Mollusca; Bivalvia; Mytilida; Mytilidae.
ACUGUAUAAUGCAGACGAAAAACUACCGAUGUAACACAAAUUUUGAUUGGAUAAGAUAUUUAGAGCAACCAAUUAAAAUUAAUUUUAUGAAUAAAAAUCACAUCCAUCCUAGGACACCACCAUGGCAAAGUUUACAUAUUUGUCAGACGAAGUUUUAAAUGGUUUUGACAAUUAUAAGUACAGUUCAAUAGAUACUAGUCCCAUCAGUAAAUAUGUUACACAUCCUUUCUGGAACUGGGUAGUUGAGUUUUACCCAAGAUGGAUAGCACCAAAUUUGCUGACAUUGACAGGUUUCCUACAGCUUGUGGCUAAUUUUUUCUUAUUAACAUAUUAUGACUGUAAUUUUUACGCUGCUAGUAGAGACCAUCCUGAGAGUCCUCCUGUUCCAAACUGGGUGUGGUUAGUGUGUGGAUUGAAUAUGUUUAUUUCACAUACAUUAGAUGGGACAGAUGGAAAGCAAGCCAGAAGAACUAAAACAAGUAGCCCACUGGGUGAACUUUUUGACCAUGGUUUAGAUAGCUGGGUAACAUUAUUUAUGCCAGUGGCGAUGUACUCUGUGUAUGGUCGAGGAGAGGGUGGUGUAGAUGUAUUUAGAGUGUUCCUAAUAGCUAUUGGAGUACAGUUUUGUUUCAUGGUAUCACAUUGGGAGAAAUACAUUACUGGUGUUUUGUUUCUGCCUUGGGGUUAUGAUUUAAGUCAACUUGGUUUGACAUUUAUAUAUCUGUUAACUUUCUUGGGUGGACAUGAUAUGUGGAAAUUUAAAGUACCAAUAGUUGAUAUGCAAAUGACAAAUGUAUUUGAAAUUGUAUGUUAUGUUGGAUUUUUGGGAUUAACCAUGCCGUUUACCUUCUGGAAUAUUUAUGAGUCAUAUAAAAAUAAAACUGGGAAAAUGCUAGGUUUGUGGGAAGCCAUGAGACCUGUUAUAGCAACUAUUAGUUUAUUUACCUUGAUGAUAAUUUGGGCCAAGUUUUCCAGUUGUGACAUUAUAGAAUUAUAUCCUAGACUGUUCUAUUUAACAACAGGGACAGUAUUUUCAAAUAUAACGUGUCGUUUAAUAAUUGCUCAGAUGAGUAAUACCCGUUGUGAAGUAUUCCACUGGAUGUUAGUACCUUUAUGUUGCAUAGUGGCAGUGGUUAUAUUGAUAGCUCCUGGAAAUAUAGAAAUAUACAUCUUAUGGUGUUAUGCUUUAAUAGUCAUCGGUGCACAUGUCCAUUUUGGUGUUGGUGUUGUGAGAGAAAUGUGUGAACACUUCAAGAUAAAUGCUUUAACUAUCAAGCAUGCUGAUUGACUAGAAGCUGACUCAGAAGACGUCUGAAAUCCUAUUGUCGUAUUACUGUGUUGUGAUCUCUUGUAACAUUGCCUCAGUAUAGUAUCAUAAACUCAUUGGGUAGGAAAACCUACAAGCAUUAAUGGUAUACUUAAGCCAGAAGUUUGUCUCAAUGUUUUUUAACAUUUCAUAUAUUUCUUUAAAAAAAAAUUCACAAUUUAUUCAUUAACAGUGCAUUUUUUUGUAUAUAUAUUAUCAACUGUUAUUAUGACAUGAUAGUUCUUCAUGAAAAAAAGACAGAAAACAAAAUGAAUGAAUGUGGAAAAUCAAUUAAAAAGUAAAUCCUAGCAAAGCUUUUGUCUGAUGUUAUGAGUCUGUGUAGUUCAUAAUUUGUGUUCGUGAAAAAGACUAGUAAUAGUGAUUUAUUCUGUAUAAAAUAUUAACUGUUGUACAUGCAUGAAAGGUUUGUUAAGCAUUUUUGCAAAUAAUGAUUAUUUUGUCAGUGUGCCAAUUAUUGAAUGUUGUAAUUUAUGAAUUUUAUGUUCUGUACUUAAAUAAACAACGAGACAGAUAUGUUUUCUUCAGUCUUUGGUUGCACAUAUACUCAAACAAGUACAAUUAGACAGAUGUAAAUGGUAUGGGCAUGGCCAUGUAUAGUUGUUUUAUUGGAUAUUUAUAUUUUUAUUUAGGGUUAACGAUUAAUAGUGAUGUAAAUUGUGUAAAUACGUAUUUCUUUUAUUUUGUAUCUAUCAAACCAAAGAAUAAAUUUUUGAAUAUAUAUUUUAUUGUCCAUCCAAUAAUUUUUUAAGUGUUUAUUGUUUUACGUUAUUUGUAACAGAUCCGCAAUGUUAACCAACUAAAUCUAGUCACUGUAUUAGUCUUGGUGACAAAGCAUAUAUAUAAUAAACAUAAUGUUUAAUGCAUGUGAACAAAGUUCUAUAUUUAUUUGAGUUAGUCCCCAUAAAAAUCCCAGCUACAAUGAUGUAUCAUAUACAAAAAUUGUCAUGUAAUGUCAAAAAAUUGAACUCCAUGAGUUUUGUCGCUUUAUUGCUAAGCUUAUGUUGUUUAUCAAUGAAAUAAUGACUUCUGGUAAACUUAUUGUAUACUUUGAAUGUUUAAAUAUGUAUUUUUUUUAAAGUAAGAAAUAAUAUUGAACCCUUUUGAGAAUCCAUAUAAAAGCUAAUUAUGUUCUUGAAGUAUCUUCAAUUAACGAUGUUCGCCAAUAUGCCAGAAAUUAUUACUGCAUUUGAGGAAACCAACUAAAACUUCAUAGGAAGCAAAUAUAUAAUUGAUGAGUUCUAUAGUUUUCAAAAUUAUCAUGUGUCAUUUUUAUAUGCCUGUCAUUCAUACUUCACACAGAAAGUCAAAUUUGCUUAGGUUGAAUUUAGUCAGAUGUUAACAAAGUUGCAAGGAUAAUCAAAGUAAACUAAGCAACUAUAUGAGUUAAUUGUUUUGGAGUGAUUUGAAUAGUUUAAGACAAAGCUCUUUUCAUUUUGGAGAUUUUCUGAAAAAUUGUGUUUGAGCAAUGCAGGGGUGCAAUAUGACUUCUUGUUAAAAUAAGCCAAAUUUAUCAAUGUCAGUUUUUCAGUUUUUAUAAAAAUUAAAAAAAAAGAUUUUAUAAAAUUUUCAAGGUUUCCCAUAAAAAUGAUGGUUCAAAUUAUAUUUAUUCAUACAUAUUCUUACAAGUAUAUGAAUAAAAGCAUACAAUCAUGCAAAGCAUACAAGUAAAUGUUGUGCAUCAUAUUUACAUGUAUCUAAUAUUGUUUUAAUACUCAUCACAUAAGUGAGGUAAUUCCUUAUGUAAGGGUCAAAUAGAAAGAACAAAGUUCAAACAGAAACAUCUAUGGCAAAGAUAUAAACUGUUCAAUUGUAUGUGUCUUGUUUUAAAUGAUACUAUGAUUGUACUGAAUUAACAGCAUGUUCAACACCUGUGAUGUAAAAAUAAAAGGAUUAUUACA